AUGACUAAGUCUCUUCCGGUCAAAGACCUCCACCAAGAGCUCAAGAAUAAGACCACCACGGACGGAUGGGACAUCUUAGUCUCGUAUUCGGAGAAGCAACUGAAUCAAUUUUUGAAGAAAAGCUGGGGUGCCUCGAACCGUUUCACUAAUGUUCCCCUCAAGCAGCCCCUGGGACAUGGCAAACAUGCCUACACUCAGCUGUACAAUAUCAAAUUCCAUGCCCCUGAUCUCAACUUUGAUACCGCUGCUGGAUUUGUUUACUUGACUAUGCCAAUCAGUGGCACGAGCCGUGCCUCAGACGACAAACCCGAGGAUGCCAUCAAAAUCCCAGAGGGCCACUAUAGUUUUAAAGUCCGGUGCCAGAUCAAGGGAAUGAAAGGGGACGGUUCGAAUUCCCAGACGAGUGGCAGUAUCUUCCAUUUCGAUGACAACGCGAAGAGCUCAUACUAUAUCACUUUUAAUUUUGACACUCAGAAUUCAAAUUGGCAAUGCCUGGCGAAAGAUAAAUCCGACGAGGCCAUGACCAAUGAGUUGUAUCAACUUGUCACCGAGGCCCAAAAAUGGUUUGCAGCGCACGACAAGCUCCAAUGGAUUGAUUAUAGCAUAGCAGAGGUGUCCAAUAGCUCUCAAAGCUCCAACAGCUCUGGUAGCAAUCUCCUCACACCGUCGUCAUUUGUUUUUUCAUGUCAGCCCGGUGUUUUGAAUGUCUUCAUCCACACCAUGGGAGGCACUAAAGGGCUAGGAAACAAUCCUCCACAGUUCGGUUUCGAACAUGUGCAGCAUGUCACCCCAGUGCCCAGGGAGUACCAUGCCACUAUAAUCAUCUCACGGCAGCUGUUCCUCCAAGCAUACCUGUUGGAGAACAUCAAGAAACUAUGCCCGAGCCUCUCCAAGACCAAGCCUGUCCAAAGCAUGACGGUCAACAACGGAUUGAAGCUGGAAUUGCGUUACGACAAGAACAAAGUGAUCAAAUGCAAGGAUUUUCGCAGUCAUGCGUUCGACCAAAUAUUUGAGAAAUUGAACGUGGACAUGGACAAACACCCGUUGGUGCUCACUGUCGAAGAUGAUGCAGAUGACCUGACACCUAAAGCAUCGUGGAAGUGGGAUUUAUCUGGACAAGUCACAUAUACGUAUUACCCCCACGUAGGUCGGGCCCCUAUACCUAUGGAGUAUCACGUCAACGUAAAUGCUACAAUCAAAAAUCAUAAAACGGACUUUGCCCAAAUAAGCGGGAACACAAUAAACACCAGUGUCAGAUUUGGCACAGACAAUCAACCGACAGUUAGCAGCGACCAUGAAAACAUCACUGGCCUCAUCAACUUCCAGUUGGACACCUUUGAUCUGCACAUGCCACAACUGAACUUCUUCCGGACGCAGAACAUCUUUGCCCCAGGAAAGCAGAUGAUCAACGUCAAGAAGUUGAUGCUUCCAUAUGAUUUGGUGAUGGUGGGAGACAUUGCAGUGUAG
This is a messenger RNA of Aspergillus affinis, 1467 nucleotides long. RefSeq lists its product as uncharacterized. The record is from RefSeq and is a predicted model, not a curated record. Bases 1 to 1467 code for a protein of 488 amino acids. The transcript is spliced from 3 exons. Lineage: Eukaryota; Fungi; Ascomycota; Eurotiomycetes; Eurotiales; Aspergillaceae.